UGGGGCGGUGAGGUGUGGCCUCCUGCACUGCGCUCAAGGGAAUAAACAGCCAUACACAGAGAGAGACCAUUGUUUACGACCGUUAUCGCAUGUCUUGACAGCAAUGUGAAGUCAAAAUGAAAAGUUUCUGCAACUUUUUGCAACGUUUCUCUAAAGUAUAGUUAUUGGCAGCCCGGAUACAUGGUGUCCUCAUUCGACUAUAAAUAACGCUGUUGGGGUGGGCGCACUAUGAGACCAGUGUGCUGUGGUCCGGAUCACUGAAGCUUUCAUCCGCAAACAGGUGGAUUUUGGACAUUUCGCAAAGGUAUCUGAGAUAUCAGCAUGCCAGUCCCCCCUCCUCCCCCACCGCCUCCUCUGGGUCCCCCUCCACCACCACCACCGCCCAACGCUGCCCUGCCAAAGUGUCCAUCAGAGCCUCCUAAGCUCAAGUCUGGUGGAGGAGGUGGUGGAAGGAAUGCCCUGUUGGCCGACAUCCAGAAAGGAGCCAGACUCAAGAAAGUCACACAGGUCAGCGACCGCAGCGCUCCUGCCGUUGAUAAGCCCACGGCUAGCGCUGGAGAUGUAUCCAGCAGUGUUGGUGCUUCUCAGGGCUCAUCAGGAGGGAUGGCACCCGUAAUACCCUCUUUGGGUGGGCUCUUUGCUGGAGGGUUCCCCACUCUCAGGCCUACAGGACAAAGAGACUUAGCAGGCAAGACUUCAGUGUCCCGAUCGAGCUCCUCAGCCUCCCUGAAGCCUCUGUGGAACCCCCCCACGCCAGCAGACCCCAGCAGCGUGUCUGAGCCUCCCGGGACGGGGGAGCUCCGAGGCUCCGUCCGCCGUCCACCCCCUGCGUCGUCCUCUGCUCCUUCCUCCCCUUCACACAGCAGCAAGCACCUGCCUUUUUUCCCUGCAUCUUCUCCUCCUCCGCCUCCUCCCACCCCACCCUCUGGUCCUCCCCCGCCAUUCCCACCUCAAGCCUUCCAGGACCGGCCGGCCAACAGGCCUCCUCCGCCUCUUCCGUCCACCCUCCCCCCUCCACCACCCAAGGUAGCCGCAGUGCCCUCCCCAGCUAUGCGCUCUCUGCCUCCCUCGUACCCCUGCAACGCCCCCACCCGACGGCCACCUGCUGUGCCCAGAAGUGCAGGUGUGCCUCGGCUGGCUCCUCCUCCAGCCCCCCCGGCCCGAUAUAGUAUGCUUGAAAAUGAGGACAAAAUGGCAGCCUUUAAUUGCACCUUUACUGUAUGUAUACUACCAGCAGAUGAUUUUGAAUCCAAGUUCCAGUUCCACCCCGUAGAGGACUUCCCUCCUCCUGAUGACUUCAAACCUUUCCCUCGGAUCUACCCCAGCAAAGAGAACAGAGGCAACCCCAAACCACCUGGGAUUAGGACACCUCUACGAUGAGUCAAGCCCCCCCCCCACACACACAAGUUAGACCCAAUUUUCAUCCUCCUCCUCAUGACAGCUCAUGACAAUGACAUAACUGCCAUAGGCUUAUUUUGUUGCAGGCUCUGUGUGUGUUGUUUUUGUUGACUGUAUUUUUGUGUGUGAGUCUGUGUGUGUUAAACAGGGUCCCGCCUUAUUCUGACUAUUGACCUCUGACCUAUUCCAGUGUGGAAUGUUUUGAAUGUGUGUGAGGAGGAGGACUCUCCCUACAUGCAGACUCUUUUUCACACACACACGCGCGCACACACAAUCUCACAAACCAGGGACAGUGUUUUCAGCAGCUAUAUAUAACACGACUCUUGACACAGUUUGUAAGCAUUACAGUAUCUAUAUACAGAAUAUUAUAUUUUGAUUUUAUGUCAUGAUCUGUCCCUUCCUAGAGUAGCAUUUUUGAAAGUCUGUAUUUAACUCAGAAAAUUCUUAAACGCACAGAAAGUGAAGCUCUUUUAUGGAUACAAACAGUAGUGAGUAACAACAACUGUACAAGAAGAAGCUCCUAGUACUGUACAAAUGUUUGACAAAACGCUCACACAAUAAUUUAAAUUUCCAAUGUUUGAGCAGGAAAACUCUCUAAAAAUCAUCUGUUUUGGGGAAUUCAAUGACCUAUGUGGUCACCGUAAGCAGGAGAAACAUUAUCUUAAAAUCAAUGUGAAAAACAAUUACAGGUUCGUAAAUCCUUGUACAUACAGGGGUGCUCCACAAUGUUUGUUAUUGUUUUUAUAGGUAAAAUGCAUCCAUGAAAGUGCAGAAGAGACUAUACUGACAUUUUAGAAUGGAAAUGCAUCGGUUUUAAAUUACACUGUUAUGAAUAGAUAACAGGUUUAGUGUUUCCUUUCUUACUGUAUUAACCCAUACUAACACAUGUCAAGACAGUGCCACCUGCUGGUUCAAUGUGUAAAGUAUUCCAAGUUGUGACCACCAAAUAAACCACAGUAUUUUGUUUAUAAAACCUUUAUUUUAUUGAUCACAUUGGUUGUAAAAAUACAAUAAAAUGGCCUUGUCUUGAUGUAAUUGCAUUAAGGAACCCUUCAGCUGUGGAAACUGGGCAGCCUAGAUUCUAGUCGGCACUGUGUGGAGAUUUUCUGGUUUAAGACUUGUGUUUGCAGUAGUUCAAGACAGCCUCCAUCACAUUGUUAAAAA
This is a messenger RNA of Etheostoma cragini (Arkansas darter), 2562 nucleotides long. It is a transcript of the gene wipf3, whose product is annotated as WAS/WASL interacting protein family member 3. Gene Ontology annotation, molecular function: actin binding. NCBI's taxonomy places the organism in Eukaryota, Metazoa, Chordata, Actinopteri, Perciformes, Percidae. The transcript is spliced from 10 exons. The coding region runs from base 322 to 1380 and encodes 352 amino acids. The record is from RefSeq and is a predicted model, not a curated record.